UCUGAAUGUGAAUUAUGAAGACGUACUGAUGAAGUGAUGAUACAUACAUGUAUUUGAAUUUAUUGGAAAUUGAUCGCGAGAUAUGGAAAUGGAAGUGUUGAUUUUGAAAAUUCAAACAACCGAUGAAGAAAAAAAAUUCAGAAAAAAAAAGUUUCCGAAUAUCAAGUCCCUUUUUGAGGAAAAAAUACGCUGCACCACAUGUGGAAAAGAUUUAAUGGAGAAACUAAGAAAUAAAAGUAGAGUCGUACGAAUACAUCCAAUACUGGAUGUCUUAUGGUGUCGGAAAUGUGAAAAAUUCUACGGUGAUGGUGAAUUCUCGGCUGACGAAGAAGACGGAAGACAGAAGUAUUGCCGUUGGUGCGGCCAGGGUGGAAGUCUUUAUUGUUGUAACAAUUGUCCGGAAGUAUUUUGCAAGAUAUGUGUAAGACGUAACUUUAAGAGAAAAUUCGCACAAGAAGUUAUGGAAAACCACGAUUGGAAAUGUUUUAUGUGCGUAAAUCGGCCAUUGUGGCCAUUGCGAGCUAUUUGCAAUGCAGCAAAACGCAUAUUGGGGACGAAUGAAAGUUCCAGCGGGCCAUCUGCCACUGCACCUAUUAACGAUAAUUUAUCAUCCAUGGCUGAACGUAACGACGAUGCCAACGAGAAAUCGAUGAUAUCAAACAACGAUUCAUUGGCUGUCAACGUGUCUUCUAUUAUCGAAUCCUUAAAUAGUUCUGAAGAAAACCAUUUAAUAAAUUUAGAAUUUUUGAGAGACUACGAGUAUUGUUUACUAAACUGGAAUCUAUUUCAGCGUGAAGUAUUGUCAGUACACAUAGGUCAAGCUGGAGUCCAACUUGGUAGCGCUUGCUGGGAACUGUACGGAAUCGAGCAUGGAAUCGGUCCAGAUGGUUAUCUAUCUGCUGAUACUGCAAAAUGCAGUUCGAUAGACUUUUUUGACGCUUUUUAUCACGAAAGUUCAUCCGGUAAACAUAUCCCUCGAGCGAUUUUAAUCGACUUGGAACCUUCAGUCAUUAGUGAAAUUCGCAAUAAUCAAUAUAAUUCUUUAUUCAAACCUUCAUCUUUAAUUUGUGGUAAAGAAGAUGCAGCUAAUAAUUAUAGUCGAGGAUUUUAUACCGUUGGUAAGGAAAUGGAGUAUUCUAUAAUGGAUAUCAUUCGAAGGCAAGCCGAAACGUGUACGAAUUUGGCUGGAUUUUUUAUAUUCCAUUCAAUGGGUGGUGGUACUGGAUCCGGUUUAACGUCGCUGAUUAUGCAAAAAUUAGCUGCCGAAUACGCGAAGAAGCAUAAACUGGAAUUUGUUGUGUAUCCUUGUCCAAGGCUCUCGACUUCAGUGGUCGAACCUUAUAACGCUGUAUUAGUUUCUCAUGGCACAAUGGAGCAUAGCGAUUGCGCCUUCUUGGUUGACAACGAAGCACUCUACGACAUCUGCACACGUCAGCUCUACAUGGAAAAACCAACCUACGUCAACUUGAACAGAAUUUUCGGCCAGGUCAUCUCAGCGUUAACAGCUUCGAUGCGAUUCGACGGCUCUGUGAAUUUAGAUUUAUCCGAAUUCCAAACUAAUCUCGUUCCAUAUCCCAGAAUACAUUUUCCAUUAGUCACGUAUUCGCCAUUCCGUUCCGAUUUAUCCCUACAGCACGAAAAAAUAACGCUGACAGGGAUAACUCACGAUGUAUUCGAAAGAUCCAACCAGAUGUUACGAUGUGAUCCAUCUCGUGGCAUGUACAUGGCGUGCUGUUUACUCUACCGAGGUCUUAUUCAAAUGAAAGAAAUCACUUCGACGAUCCGCGAAAUAAAAAAUAGUAAAGUUAGGUUCGUCGACUGGUGUCCCACCGGUUUUAAAAUAGGUAUAAAUUUCCAACCUCCUACUUGUGUACCCGGUAGCGGAUUAUCCAAAGUCAACUUUUCGCUUUGCGCGAUCAGCAAUUCGACAGCUAUUGCUGAGGUAUGGUCGAGGAUUAAUUAUAAGUUCGAUUUGAUGUUCGCCAAACGUGCCUUUACGCAUUGGUUUAUCGGCGAGGGUAUGGAUGAGCAAGAGUUUAUCGAUGCUAGGGAGAAUUUAGCUGGUUUGGAGAAGGAUUACGACGAAUGUUGCAGACCCAGCUCGAAGCUCGACGACUCCGGUGAGGAAGAAGAAGGUACUUCGUAUACGACAACCACGAUGAUGCCUCAAAGUACGACAAGAGAUGAUACCGCAGAAAGUAUCAUAUCACAAAGUAGUGUUUUGUCGUAGCUUUUGAUGAAAUCGUGUUACUUGUUAGAUUGUAAAAAAUUUGUUGUUUGUUUUGUUUUAAAAAUUUAAGAUUUGUACAGAUAUUUUGACUCUUUUGUGUGUUUAUUGUGAGUCACCAGCAACUUGUAAAAAAAUGAAAUGUAUAGGUACCUAUUCGUUAUAAUCAUCUGUAUGUACGAAUGUUUUGAAAUUAAA
This is a messenger RNA of Planococcus citri (citrus mealybug), 2425 nucleotides long. RefSeq names its product tubulin alpha chain-like. The record is from RefSeq and is a predicted model, not a curated record. Gene Ontology annotation, molecular function: GTP binding; structural constituent of cytoskeleton. Gene Ontology annotation, cellular component: microtubule; cytoplasm. The transcript has 8 exons. Bases 83 to 2230 code for a protein of 715 amino acids. Lineage: Eukaryota; Metazoa; Arthropoda; Insecta; Hemiptera; Pseudococcidae. Gene Ontology annotation, biological process: microtubule cytoskeleton organization; mitotic cell cycle.